Messenger RNA from Zingiber officinale, 1790 nucleotides. Its product is annotated as eukaryotic translation initiation factor 2 subunit beta-like. The transcript has 11 exons. Bases 203 to 1006 code for a protein of 267 amino acids. Gene Ontology annotation, cellular component: eukaryotic translation initiation factor 2 complex. Gene Ontology annotation, biological process: formation of translation preinitiation complex; formation of cytoplasmic translation initiation complex; translational initiation. Gene Ontology annotation, molecular function: translation initiation factor activity; translation initiation factor binding; mRNA binding. Lineage: Eukaryota; Viridiplantae; Streptophyta; Magnoliopsida; Zingiberales; Zingiberaceae. The record is from RefSeq and is a predicted model, not a curated record.
UUGCAAGCGAGCUGAAGCAGGGACAGCAUUCGUUAAGGGGGCAGCUUCCAUCUUUCUCGUCGCUGCCUCCGCCGUAGUUCACUAUCGCUGCCUCCUCUGCCGUAUUCGGCCGUAGUCCACUAUCGUUGCUGAUUCGGGGCUAGUAGUUUGGUUCGGGAGUGUGUUCCAGAUUCAUAUUUGAAAAUUUGAAGUCUAGAACAAUAUGGCGGGUGGGGAUCCUACUGAACUGAAGGAGGAGGUCCCAGAGUUGGUGCCCUUCGAUCCAACUAAGAAGAAGAAAAAGAAGAAACCCGUGGUUCAGGAUCCUGUUGAAGAGGUAGACAAAUUAACUGAGAAAACAGAAAAUUUAACAGUUACUGAAUCAAGCGAACCUAGCUUUGUUGGCUUGAAGAAAAAGAAGAAGAAACCUGUUGAGACUAACUUCCUGAAUGAUGAAAAUGAAGACCAAGACCAAACCAGUGAUCAAGUUGGGGAGGAUGAGGAAGGAGAAGGUAUUGUCCUUGGAGUUAGUCGAUACCCUUGGGAAGGAACUGAUCGUGACUAUAUAUAUGAAGAGCUUCUGGGUCGAGUAUUCAAUAUAUUACGUGAGAAUAAUCCUGAUCUUGCUGGAGAUAGACGUAGGACUGUGAUGAGGCCUCCACAAGUUCUUAGAGAAGGAACCAAGAAGACAGUUUUUGUGAAUUUUAUGGAUCUGUGCAAAACGAUGCAUAGGCAACCAGAGCAUGUUAUGAAUUUUUUACUGGCUGAAAUGGGAACAAAUGGAUCACUUGAUGGGCAGCAGAGAUUGGUUAUUAAGGGAAGAUUUGCCCCAAAAAAUUUUGAGGGAAUCCUUAGAAGAUACAUCAAUGAGUAUGUAAUAUGCAAUGGCUGCAAAAGUCCUGAUACCAUACUUUCAAAGGAGAACCGAUUAUUCUUUCUUCGCUGUGAACAGUGUGGCUCUUCGCGCUCAGUCGCACCUAUCAAAGCUGGUUUCGUUGCACUUGUGAAGCGUCGGAAAGGCACUUAAGGUGGUUUCAUUGCACUUGUGAAGCGCCGGAAAGGCACUUGAGCUGUGCAUUCAACCUGUUUGUUUCUGCCUUUCACGAACCAAAAAGAAAGGCAUUUCUCGAGUUUUGUUUCCCUACAGUUUUGAGCUCGACAUUAUUGCAUCUGUAGCCUGUUCACCAUCAAUUCAACAGUAAUUAAGUAUUUGCCUUGGUCCUAACAAAAAAAAGUAAAUACACUGGCAGGAUUUACCAGAUUGUUAAAAUUAUUUGAAAAUGUUCUGGUCUUGCCUUGAGGAUUAUAAAUUAAUGUUCCGUUUUGCUUUAUCAGUCAGCUGACUAGAAAGUUAAUACUCAUAGACAGGAAGGGUCUGUUUAAAUCGAAGUGGGAAAUAAAGCAAAUGUGUGGAUUGCUGAGAUUUUUAAGAUAGCCUCAAGUUUCCAUCCUUUGUUCAUUCAAGUAGACUUGAGGUGAAGGGGCUUGAAACUGUCUGGAUACAAUUGUCGCUAGGCGUGUGCGGCAAGGUCAAUAGAGCUCAGCCAGUGCCAGAAAGGGCGACAGUGGGGUAAAGACCAGGAAUAUUUGCAGUUAAACAUCGAUGAGAGGCCAAUUGGGUCGUGGUGGUGUCAUGAAUCAGGCGUGGUGGCAAUGGGACCGCUUGGUUGGGGGAACCUUAGUAGGUUAUCCAAGAUAACUUUGUUUUGUUCAAGUAAUCAAUGAUUUCCGGUAAUACAACAUUCUCAUCAUGUCAGUAAUUAGAUAAUAUAAUCCGGAAUCGGAAAACAUUGGAAGUUUUAGGUUUUCCA